Molecule: messenger RNA, 3251 nt
Organism: Dreissena polymorpha
Lineage: Eukaryota; Metazoa; Mollusca; Bivalvia; Myida; Dreissenidae
Product: ankyrin-3-like
Exons: 1
Coding region: 247-1602 (451 amino acids)
Biological process (GO): innate immune response
Cellular component (GO): cytoplasm
Molecular function (GO): protein binding
Source: RefSeq, a predicted model, not a curated record
GCAAACUAAGACAACAAACAAUAUUAAUUGCAAUUGUGCUUCAAUGUGGAAAAUUGAAAGGUACAAGCUGCGUUUGUGGGAUUUUGAUUGUUCUACAAUAAAAAUGGCUUCUAAUCUGCAGAAUUUUAACCACUCUAUGGCCAAGGUUGAAACUGAAAAAAAUUGUGUAACAAUUGGCGAACCCAAAAAUGUUCUGCAAAAGUUUUUGAAAGUGUGUGUGAAGGAAGCAUAGACAGCGUAAUAUCGAUGAUCCAGAACUGUCUUGUUGAUGAGAACAUGAGGUUUGUGGAUCCAUUCAUUCUGCAUGAGAAACAGGAGUACCAUUCUUGGACUGCCCUGCACAUCGCUAGCAGGAAGGGCAACAGCGCCCUUGUCAGCGCUCUGUUGUCACUGGGCGCCAAUCCUUCGUUUGAGGAUAAAAAGGGGGAGAAUUCUUUGCAUGUUGCAUGCAAAUACGGCCAUGAUAAGUGCGUAAAAAUCCUUCUUGCGGAAAACGUAAUGUUGAAAGACAAGCAGAAUAAGCAGGGACUGACGCCGUUGUGUAAAGCUUUGUUUCGAUUAGAGACGGCAUUUCGGGAGAAGGAUUACUAUAAAACUAUUGACUUGCUCAUAGAUGCCGGUUGUGAUGUGAACUUGUGCGCAGCAACCAACAUGACCCCGUUGCACCUGGUGGCCAAGAAAUGGAGCAGUGUGAAGGUCAUUAAGAAGUUGAUUACUGCUGGAGCUGAUGUAAAUGCUGAAACUGAAGAAAGUAGUCCACUGAUGUCUGCUCUCUGUCGUGAGAAAAUAGAUUCAGCUACUGUGGCUGUGCUUAUUGAAGCUGGAGCAAAUGUGAAUUAUAAAAAUCGUAGCGGUAAAUCUGUUCUUCAUGUGGCAGUUGCGAAAAGUGAAGACAUCUGUGUUCAGCAUUUGCUUAAAGCGGGGGCAGAUGUCAACAUAUUGGACUGCGAUGGCAAUAGCCCUUUGUGUAUAGCUGUUGAUGAGAACAUUAUAAAGAUCGCACCACUGCUGUUGGCCCAUGGAGCAAAUGUGAAUUACACUGAUCGUAAAUCUCAGUGGUCUUAUCUGUUUCAAGCUACAUUUAUGACACACAAGCCAAUGGCUAAGCUGCUUCUUGAACACAAUGCUGAUGUUAAUUUCACGUUUCCUAAAACGAACACACCGUCUACGCUUCACUUUGCCGUACUCUACGGUGAUAUGGAGUUCACGAAAAUGCUGCUGCGAAAAAACUGUAAUUUUAUAUAUGAUAAGUUCUCUGAUUCGUGUUUUCGAAAUCAAAAAAAUGUUCUUCAAGUUGCGAUGUUUAAAGGGAAUGCAAAAAUGAUAAAACUGUUGUUACGAGCGGGGUUCCCUCUAGAUGGUGGGCAUGUUAAUUUAGAGGACUUGGUGGCUGCAGUGCAAAAAGAUGCUGACACAAUGGAAUGGCUUAUGGACUUCAUUCACAAUCCUCAGUCAUUGCUGCAUCUGAGUCGAAUGAAGCUGCGACGGAUGUGUGGUAGCGACCUUGAUAAGAUAAAUGAUAAGCUUGUGCAGGCGGGUUAUACACCUAGAACAUUGGCGGAAAAAAUCCUCUUAAAAGACGUCCUUGAUGAAGAAGAUUAAUUCCAAGACUUUUAAUAUUGCUGUUAUUGUUAGCUUCCCUGAGCACAACGUGCUCAUGGUGAGCUUUUGUGAUCGCCUUUUUUCCAUUGUUCGUCGUCUGUCGUCAACAUUUUCCUUCUUUAAACUCUGAAGGCCGUAUUUAUUGCCAAAUCUUCAUGAACCUUGUUUGCCUAAUGAUACCUUGGAAGAGUUCAAAAAUGGUUAUGGCAGGUAGAAAAACAUGGCUGCCAGAGUUCGGAGUGUUUUUCCUUAUAUGGCUAGAGUAAAACCUUGUUAACACUCUAGAAGUAACAUUUACUGUCCAAUCUUCAUGAAACUUAGUCAGAACAUUAGUUCUUAUGAUAUCUUGGAUGAGAUAGAAAAUGGUCUGUUAAAAAACAUGGCCACCAGGGGGCAGAAUAUUCUUACUUGUAUGGCUAUAGUAAAACCUUAUUAACACUCUAGAAGUCACAUUUUAAAUCCAAUCUUCUUGAAACUUGGUCAGAACAUGUGUCCACUGUCCAAGUGAUAUCUUUGAUGAGUUCGAAAAUGGUUCCGAUUGGUUGAAAAACAUGGGCACCAGGGGGCGGGGCAGUUUUCCUUAUACAUGUAUGGCUAUGGUAAACUUUAUUGACACUAUAGAGGUCACAUUUAUUGUCCAAUCUUCAUGAAACUUAGUAAGAACAUACGUUCUAAUGAUAUCUUGGAUUAGUUUAAAAAUAGUUCAGGUCUGUUAAAAACAUUGCCCCCAGGGGGCAGGGCAUUUUUCCUAAUAUGGCUGAUGUUAAACCUUGCUAACACUCUAAAAGUCACAUUUUUAGUCCAAUCUUCUUGAAACUUGGUCAGAACAUUUGUUUAAAUGUUAUCUAGGCUGAGUUCAAAAAUCAUUCUGUUCUGUUGAAAAAAAUGGGGGCGGGGAUUUUCAUUACAUGGCUAUAAUAAAACCUUUUUAUCCGACCAGUUAAGUUAAGUAUAUAGUCCAAUCUUUAUGAAACUUGUUUAAAACAUUCUAAUGAAAUCACAGCCGAGAUUGAAACUGGGGUCAUGUGAACUCACAAACUAGGUUGCUAGUUAAAAUAAAAAGCAAACAUUUUAAUACUCAAUAAAUUACUUUGUUUGCAAUUUUCAUGAAUUGGCUCGCAUUUUUCAGAGUAGUCAAGUUCCUUUGGGUCUCAGGUGAGCCUUAGGCCCCUCUUGUUUUGCUUUAACAAUGUGUUUUUCUGUUGUGUAUUUAUUUAUUUUUUUUGUUCAAUUACAGUAUGAAUUAUUUAGCAUGCACAAUUUUCAUAAAAUGUUAACAACUUAAUUGAAUUAUUUAGUAUUUGGUUAGUGUAUAUGUAAUCAGAAUCAAAAUACUGUAGGAAGAUUUAUUAUACUGUGAAAUUCUGGUUGUUGUUAUGUUAAAAAUAGAAGAAGAAAGCAUAAUUGUAAGUAGAGCUCAGUGUGUCAUUUAUGAUCAUGAAAUUCCAUGAAUUGGAUAUUGUGAUAUAGUUUGUGAUGUUAAAAAAGUUAAUGAAGGCAAUAAUUUAUAUACACAUGAAUAAUCAAUUAUAAGUCAUAUGAAAGGAUAUUUGCAUGAUUAUUUCCUAAAAAUAUUGUUUUACAGUAAAUAACUUACUCUUAUUCAAAGAUAUAGGAACAUUUUUUUCCUGCAACAAAAUCAUUUAUGG